This is a messenger RNA of Siniperca chuatsi (mandarin fish), 960 nucleotides long. RefSeq names its product exosome component 5 (gene exosc5). The transcript has 6 exons. Gene Ontology annotation, biological process: U4 snRNA 3'-end processing; nuclear mRNA surveillance; poly(A)-dependent snoRNA 3'-end processing. The coding region runs from base 61 to 720 and encodes 219 amino acids. The record is from RefSeq and is a predicted model, not a curated record. Gene Ontology annotation, cellular component: cytoplasmic exosome (RNase complex); nuclear exosome (RNase complex); nucleolus. Lineage: Eukaryota; Metazoa; Chordata; Actinopteri; Centrarchiformes; Sinipercidae.
AAACAGAUUACGUCACUCUCCCGCGACACACUAAUUUUCCACCGUGAUAGCAGCGGCACGAUGGAAGUGUGCGACUCUUCAAAUGUUUCCUUGAGAGAGUUUGGUUGUGAACAGAGUUUACUGUCUCGACCUGACGGUUCAGCGUCCUUCGUCCAAGGAGACACAAGUGUGUUGGCCGGAGUGUACGGACCAGCUGAGGUCAAAGUCAGCAAGGAGAUCUAUGACCGGGCGACACUGGAGGUGUUGGUACAGCCCAAAGUGGGACUGCCAAGUGUAAGGGAGCGAUCACAAGAGCAAUGUGUGCGAGAAACCUGUGAGGCCUCUCUGCUCAUGUCACUUCAUCCUCGCUCCUCCCUCACUCUCAUUCUUCAGGUGUUACAUGAUGAUGGUUCACUCUUGUCCUGCUCUUUGAAUGCUGCCUGUAUGGCUCUUAUGGAUGCAGGCCUGCCUAUGAGUUGUCUGUUCUGUGGAGUGACCUGUGCCAUCGACACGGACGGUCAAAUCAUCACAGACCCCACUGCAGCUCAGGAAAAGGAAAGUCGAGCUUUGAUGACCUUUGCUAUUGACAGUACAGACCGCAGAGUAAUGAUGUCGUUAACCAAAGGAUCUUUUUCAGUUCAUGAGCUGCAGCAGUGUAUAGCAGUCAGUCAGAAAGCAUCAGAGAAGAUCUUCCAGUUCUACAGAGAGUCUGUCAGGCGGCGAUACUCCAAAACCCUCUGAUGAAGAAGCAGCUCUUUUUUUUUCUUGUCUUUUUUUAAACAAUGUAACAAAUACUGAUGUUGUAAUAAAAUAUGUAGCAGCCGCUUUGAGCUACCUUUGCUUUAGUUCAGUUGUAGUCGGCUGUACUGUGGGUGAUUUUGGCGGGUGGUGGUGCAGGAUUUACAUUUGGACAUUUGUGAGAAGACCCGAUUGAACUGUCAGGCAGGGUGCAAAAUAAAAAGAGGAAAGACGAAUGUCAAA